Molecule: messenger RNA, 672 nt
Organism: Trichophyton rubrum CBS 118892
Lineage: Eukaryota; Fungi; Ascomycota; Eurotiomycetes; Onygenales; Arthrodermataceae
Exons: 2
Coding region: 1-672 (223 amino acids)
Molecular function (GO): RNA binding
Source: RefSeq, a predicted model, not a curated record
AUGGCUGAUUUAAACGGUAAGCUCGUCCUGGGCCGUCCCGUCAAGGUCAAUCCGGGAGUUCCCAGGGCAGACCUGCAGCCGCCGCUGGGCCGGCGAGACCUGGACCUGGACUCGCCGGAGCCCAGGGAGGAGUCAAACGAGCAGCAGCAGCAGCAGCAGCAGCAGCAGCCGGCGGCGGGGACUUACCCUCCCAAGUUCGUCUUUGAGCGGUGGACUCGAGACGAUGCGUCCAAGCAUUGGUACGGCUACGCUGCAGAGGGUCGCCGUCUGUUCGUCGGUGGCCUGCCUCGGAUGCGUAACCAGCCUACCGUCGACUACGAGAUCCGCAAGGUCUUUUACGGGUUUAACAUUGAGGCAAUAAGUAAAGUCAUAAUAUCUAAUAGGGACAAACUGCCCCUGUCUGGCAGCCAGUAUUACUACCUCUUCGUGGACCUAGAGUCUGCAGAGGAGGCCGACAAGGCUCUCAAGACCCUGGACGGCGUCAGCGCCAUCUACGGCAACCGGCUGCACAUAAGAAAGGCCAGAGGUAACUCUCGCAAGCCGUCUGAGCGAGACCGCUGGCGGGCAGAGAACGAGAAGAAAAAGGACGAGGAAAAGACUGCCGCUCAGGACCAAGAUCACCUCCUUGAUGCUCCAAUUGAAGCCGAAGGGAUCACCCAGUCACUUGUAUAG